Messenger RNA from Rotaria sp. Silwood1, 711 nucleotides. Lineage: Eukaryota; Metazoa; Rotifera; Eurotatoria; Philodinida; Philodinidae. The record is from the annotation of a GenBank genome assembly.
AUGAAGACAAUUACAACAAAACAAAAUUCAUCCUAUAAAUGGGCAUCUAGAAUUAUUGGCUUUGUUUGGGCAUUUCUUACAGCUUGUUUUGCUAUUCUCAAUAUAUUUAUAUUUGUACAACCACAAUGGAUUGGUGAUACUUUAUCAAGUCCACGAGCAGGUCAUUUUGGUCUAUAUUCAUAUUGUGUAAGUACAAUAUCUGAUUAUGAAUUUGAUUGUCAAGGAACAUGGACAAAUUUUGGAACAAUACUUAAUGCACCUUUUGCUGUUGCUACAUUUUUCGUUGGCUUUUCUGUUCUACUCAUUCUCAUAUGUCUUGCAUUAUUUAUAGUUUUCUUAUUUUUACGUGCUCGUCUUGUCUAUUUUAUUUGUGCACUAAUACAAAUGAUUUGUGCUAUUUGUUUAUUGAUUGCCGUGAUUGUUUAUCCAGCUGGUUUUGAUAAUGAUACAAUUCGAUCAGUAUGUGGACAAAAUGUCAAUGAAUUUUAUAUAGAUACUUGUCAAAUUCGAUGGGCAUAUAUAUUAGCUAUCAUUGCAUUUUUUAAUAUAUUAAUACUUGCAAUUCUUGCAUUUCUUCUUGGUAUGAAACAACCAAAUAUUGAAACAAAGCGAAAAGUAAUCAAUCAAAAACAUGUUGUAUCCAAAUAUGGUGAACUCAAUGAUGCAUUUGAAGAUCGAACAUACUCUGAGCAAACAAUACAACGACGUUGA